CGUCAUCAGCAAGCGCCACCAACAACAUCCUCCUGCUGAAGCAUGGCCGCGGACAUGAGAUUGCCCACUUUUCGGAAACAAGUAUCUCUUUCUGGUCCAAAAAGUGCAACAGCCAGCCUUGUUGUUCCUGGAGAUAUUAUUACAUCAGACACUGGUUUUAUGCGGGGCCAUGGGACAUAUUUGGAUGAAGAAAAGCUCACUGCGUCUGUAGCUGGGGAGGUCGAGAGAGUUAACAAACUUAUUUGUGUUCGUCCUUUAAAGACGAGAUAUAAUGGUGAAGUUGGCGAUGUGGUUGUUGGAAGGAUUACAGAGGUGCAACAGAAACGAUGGAAAGUGGAGACUAACUCUCGUCUAGACUCUGUGUUGCUCCUCUCUGCUGUUAACUUACCUGGUGGAGAGCUGAGACGGCGAUCAGCAGAGGAUGAGUUGUCCAUGAGAGACUACCUCCAAGAGGGCGACCUCAUCAGUGCCGAGGUGCAGGCUGUCUUCUCUGAUGGAGCCCUAUCUCUCCACACACGCAGUUUGAAAUAUGGAAAGCUGGGCCAGGGUGUUCUAGUUCAGGUGUCCCCUUCGCUCGUGAAGAGGCAGAAAACCCACUUUCACAACCUCCCCUGUGGGGCCUCCAUCAUUCUGGGGAACAACGGCUUCAUAUGGCUCUACCCCACUCCUGGACAGCAGGAUGAAGUUGCUGGGGGAUACUACACCAGCAUAGAGCCUGUGUCCCUGUCAGAUCGGGAGGUGAUAUCUCGACUGAGAAACUGCAUUCUUGCCCUGGCAGCCCACAAGGUCAUGUUGUUUGACACAAGUGUACUGUACUGCUAUGAGUCCGCCCUCACACAACAGAUUAAAGACAUUCUGAAACCAGAGGUCAUGGAGGAAGUUGUCUUGCAAACAAGGCACCGGCUAGCUGACCAGGAGGGUUGAGGCGCGUGACACAUGAUGGAUGAAGUCGUGCCUCCUCUCGCACCCCUGACUGCAAUGUUAAAGCUAAGGCUUUUCUGCAUUCCAAGCCAGCUGACCAGUGAUGACAGAAAAGUAUUCACUAUUUCAAUACUGUAAAAUAAGUUGAGUGGAACAACAUAUUUUGCCAUUGAUUGCUGUCAUUUUGUAGUUGACAUGGACUGUCAUUCUAUGAGUGAUGGUGAAAUAUAAUUUUUGUAUGUAUUCUUGUAAAAAAAUAAAUGCCGACAUUUCCUGAGGGUUUUAUUUCUGA
Messenger RNA from Alosa sapidissima (American shad), 1213 nucleotides. It is a transcript of the gene exosc2, whose product is annotated as exosome component 2. Gene Ontology annotation, molecular function: RNA binding. Gene Ontology annotation, biological process: nuclear polyadenylation-dependent rRNA catabolic process; exonucleolytic trimming to generate mature 3'-end of 5.8S rRNA from tricistronic rRNA transcript (SSU-rRNA, 5.8S rRNA, LSU-rRNA); U4 snRNA 3'-end processing. NCBI's taxonomy places the organism in Eukaryota, Metazoa, Chordata, Actinopteri, Clupeiformes, Clupeidae. The transcript is spliced from 9 exons. Gene Ontology annotation, cellular component: nuclear exosome (RNase complex); cytoplasmic exosome (RNase complex). The coding region runs from base 43 to 924 and encodes 293 amino acids. The record is from RefSeq and is a predicted model, not a curated record.